UUCCUCAUUAUUAUUUUGGGAAUUGGAGGAACCUUUCAAAUUGGCUACCACAGUACUGGAUUGAGCUCUCCCUCACCGUACAUCCGGCGCUUCAUCAACAGCAGCUGGUACGACAGAUAUGAAGAGACCCCAUCUCCUCAGACGAUCACAAUGAUUUGGUCCCUUAUUGUUUCCAUGUAUGCUGCCGGGGGACUCUUUGGUGCUGUCAGUGUCAAAUUGGUCUCCGGCAUGCUGGGAAGAAAAAAGGUGAUGAUCUGCAACAGCUUUAUUGCCAUUGUUGCAGCAGCGAUCAUGCUGACAAGUAAAGGUGCCAAAUCAUAUGAAAUGAUUAUCGUGGCAAGGAUGCUGUAUGGCUACACGUCAGGUUUGGGAGGCAGCAUCCAUUUAAUGUACCUGGGAGAGAUUUCACCCAGAAAGAUAAGAGGGACUGUGACUCUGACCUCAGCAACCUUUGUGUCACUUGGUAAACUGUUUGGACAGAUUUUUGGACUGAGUGAGAUACUUGGUCGUGAAGAGCUGUGGAACAUCGUACUCUGUGUCCCUGCAUUUUUUUCAGUGGUUCAGAUUAUAGUGUUGCCUUUUCUCCCUGAGGCUCCCAGAUACUUAUUCAUAGAGAAAGGUGAUGAUAAGGCUUGCAAAAAAGCUCUCCAGAGUCUUUGGGGCCAAGGUGACUACAAACAGGAGAUGGACGAGAUGUUGGCUGAGCAGGCGGCCAUUGAGGCAGCCCCACCAAAAAGUCCUCUGCAGCUGCUGAGGGACAGGACUGUCCGAUGGCAGCUUCUCACCAUGUCCAUCAUCUACUGCUGCAACCAGCUGUCGGGCAUAACUGCAAUCAGUAUCUUCUCUUUUGACAUCUUCCUGGAGGCAGGUGUACCGAGAGACAAGAUUCGCUAUGUUACUCUUGGUAUUGGAAUAUCUGAAAUGAUCACCUACAUCUUCUGUGGGCUGCUGAUUGAGCACACAGGGAGGAGGCCGUUGAUCUGGGGGGGUUAUGGUUUCAUGUCUGCUUGCUGGGUGUUGGUCACUAUCACGCUCAACCUAAAGGAUUCCAGCUACUGGGUUCCAUACAUUUCAGCUAGUUUGAUCAUCCUCUCCACCAUCUUCUUUAGCGGAGGACCUGGGGGAGCCACACAUACUGUCUACAGCGAGAUCUUCAUCCAGUCCAAUCGACUGGCAGCGUUUGUCCUCAUUGGGACCCAGCGCUGGUUGUUUUACGCUGUGGUGGGCCUGGUCUUUCCAUUCCUUAUUAAUGCCUCAUACUGCUUUGUGCUGUUCGCCUGUAUGUGCCUGCUGGCUAGUCUUUACACCUUCUUCAUCCUGCCUGAGACUAAAGGGAAAACCCUGCUGGAGAUCUCAGAGGAAUUUAAAGCCAUCACUGUCUGUGGGAAAUCCUUCUUAGAGGAAAAGAGAGUGGAGACCAAGUUAUGA
Messenger RNA from Perca flavescens (yellow perch), 1428 nucleotides. RefSeq names its product solute carrier family 2 member 9, like 1 (gene slc2a9l1). The record is from RefSeq and is a predicted model, not a curated record. Lineage: Eukaryota; Metazoa; Chordata; Actinopteri; Perciformes; Percidae. Gene Ontology annotation, cellular component: plasma membrane. The coding region runs from base 151 to 1428 and encodes 425 amino acids. The transcript has 11 exons. Gene Ontology annotation, molecular function: D-glucose transmembrane transporter activity. Gene Ontology annotation, biological process: dehydroascorbic acid transport.